ACUUCAUCGGGAGCCCGAGUGGCUGCAGAUGCAAUUAGGGGAACCACGCCUGUUGCUCUCUAAUCUCCCUGAAUCGCAGUACUUAUACAGGAGCCCAGCCCGGAGCGCAGAGAGCCCGGACCGACGAACGCUUCAUCCAGAAAAAAAGUGCUAUUUAUCCCCCCCCCCCAAAAAAGGAAAAGUUUUCACCUCAUUCCUUAUUGCUUUUUUUUUUUUUAAAUUAUCGCGAGAGCGCGCAUUACGACCCUCCAGGGGUUGGUCCUGAGAGGGAGGCAGCAUCAGUCCUGUCCGGGAACACGCACCAGCAGCUGCAGCCAUGGAGUACCUCAAGUUCUGUUUUGUGUUUUCAUGCUGGAUGAAGUUCGCCAACUCGCUCUCCUCCACCGACGCACCUCAGGCGCCCGCGCCUAUUCCCAAAGAAAAAUUGCUUGUCUUAACUGUAGCGACACAGGAAACAGAUGGCUUCCAUCGCUUUAUGGAGUCUGCAAACUAUUUCAACUACACUGUGAAGGUGUUGGGAAUGGGAGACGCUUGGAAGGGCGGUGACGUGGGCCAUUCUAUUGGUGGAGGGCAAAAAGUCAGACUACUGAAGGAGGCCAUGUGGGCUCUGGCUGACCAGGAGGAUCUUGUUGUCCUGUCCGUGGAUAGCUAUGAUCUUAUCUUUGCCGGGGGACCCGAGGAGAUUCUCAGGAAGUUCCAGCAAGCCAAUCACAAAGUGCUUUUCGCUGCCGAGGGACUGAUAUGGCCAGAUAAGCGACUUGCUGACAAGUACCCCUCAGUGCGCAGUGGCAAGCGCUACCUCAACUCUGGAGGUAUAAUUGGCUAUGCCACGUACAUAAACAGAAUAGUUUCGCAGUGGGACCUCCACGACAAUGAUGAUGACCAGCUCUUUUACACUAAAAUAUAUGUGGAUCCCUUACAAAGACAAACACUCAAUAUGACUUUGGACCACAAGUGCCAGAUUUUCCAGAAUCUGAAUGGGGCAGUUGAUGAAGUGCUUCUCAAGUUUGGAACAGACCGAGUGAGAGUUAGAAACACAGUGUACGACUCCUUGCCAGUGGUUGUUCAUGGCAACGGAAACACCAAAAUGUACUUGAACUACUUAGCCAACUAUGUUCCCAAUACAUGGAACUAUGAACAUGGAUGCAGCCACUGUGAUGACAAUAUUUUGGACUUGUCUCAGUUAAAAGAGUAUCCAAAUGUGUUGGUCGGAGUGUUCAUCGAGCAGCCAACUCCAUUUCUCCCUGAAUUCUUCCAGCGGCUGCUGACUCUGGAUUAUCCUAAGGACAAACUUAAACUUUUUGUCCACAACAAUGAGGUUUACCACGAGAAGCACAUCCAGAAGUUCUGGGAAGAGAACAGGAAUGUGUUCAGCAGAUUCAAGGUGGUGGGACCAGAAGAAAUUUUGAGCCAAGGAGAGGCCAGGAACAUGGCCAUGGAUCUUUGCCGCCAGGACGCCGCAUGUGACUACUACUUCAGCAUAGACCCUGACGUCAUGCUCACCAACAGGCAGACACUGAAGCUCCUCAUUGAGCAAAACAGAAAAAUAAUUGGUCCCCUUGUCACUCGUCACAGCAAGCUGUGGUCCAACUUCUGGGGAGCCUUGAGUCUGGAUGGUUAUUAUGCUCGCUCUGAAGAUUAUGUCGACAUUGUGCAGAGGAAACGCAUGGGUGUGUGGAACAUUCCUUACAUGGCACACAUUUACCUGGUCAAGGGCCAGGUCUUGAGGAAUGAGCUGAAAGAGAGGAACUACUUUGUUCUGGAGAAACUGGACCCAGAUAUGGCUUUGUGUAGAAAUGCCAGAGAACUGACCAGUCACAGAGAAAAAGACUCCCCUUCUCCGGAAUCAUUCCAUAUGCUCAGGCCCCCAAAGGGCGUCUUCAUGUACCUAACAAACCGUCAUGACUUUGGGAGGCUCAUUUCCACAGCCAAUUAUAACAUUUCUCAUUACAACAAUGACUUGUGGCAGAUAUUUGAAAACCCCUUGGACUGGAAGGAGAAGUACAUCCACCAAAACUACACUCGAAUUUUCACUGAGAACCACAUGGAGGAGCCCUGUCCAGAUGUUUUCUGGUUCCCAGUGUUCUCAGAGAAGGCCUGUGAUGAAAUAGUCGAGGAGAUGGAGCACUACGGUACAUGGUCCGGAGGCAGACACGAGGACAAGCGGAUCUCCGGAGGCUACGAGACCGUGCCCACGGAUGACAUUCACAUGAAGCAAAUCGGCUUCGAUAAAGAGUGGCUACACUUCAUCCGAGAGUUCAUAUCACCCGUCACGUUAAAAGUUUUCUCUGGCUACUACACUAAGGGUUACGCUGUAAUGAACUUCGUGGUCAAAUAUACGCCUGAGAGACAAGCAUACCUGAGGCCGCACCAUGACUCCUCCACCUUCACCAUCAACAUCGCCCUCAACAACAAAGACACGGACUUCCAGGGUGGGGGCUGCCGCUUCCAUAGGUACAAUUGCUCCAUUAAGUCACCAAGGAAAGGCUGGACCUUCAUGCACCCGGGACGGUUGACUCAUCUCCACGAAGGCCUGCCCACCACCAACGGCACCCGCUACAUCGCAGUGUCCUUCAUCGAUCCUUGAACUGUCUGGUUAAUACUGACAUUUUUACUGUCAUUUCUUGACCUUGCUUUGCUUUUUUUGUUUGUUCUGUUUUGCUUUUGACGUUGUUUUUUUUACCCCAGGUGUUUUGCUGAUGCAAUUCUUACGUUAAAGCACCUGCUUUAAAAAAGUAAGUGAUUACAUUGAAAAAGAUCUCUGUCAAACAGAGUGUAGAGUGGAAAGGGAAGUGCCAAAAGAAAUUCACACAUUAGGUACACAAUUAACAAACGGCUAGCAGGGUACGGCGCCAUUUCAAACAUUUUGACUUAGAUUCGAAUCCAUGAUCCGAGCAGGACGUACUGGUACUGUAGCUUAUCGUGUUCUUCAUUGACGCGCACCCUUGCUAUUGUUAGCAGGUAGCUGUACCAUGCUAGCAUGCAGAUAGCCGUCGUGUAUCUAUUUGCGUUUCAGGUAAGAUGUCACUGAAUGCAUUUAUACUGUAAAAUUAUACUCAUUGUUUCAAAAGUUACCACUGGUGCUCAUCAAUAUUCCAUGUUUCUGCAUUUAAAAUUCCAAUCAUACUGUAAUUUAGUGGGGGUGUUUUUCCACCCUAAAACAGUCCAGAUGUGCGGUUUCAGUCAAACUUUAAUUUUGCCCGGUGAAAAAGAAAUAUAUUUUUGUAAUUUUGCACAUGAGAAAUAAAAACGAACAAAAAAAACAAUGAAACAGAAUUCAAUGUGAAUUCUGGAUGAAUGAAAUGGAAUAUUAUGUUUUUCCUUUUUUCUUUUUGGAGAUUGACAACAUUCAUUUGCUUUUCUGGAAACUUUUUCCUGCAAUAUAUUUUUCUGAGAAGUGUGUGUGAAUGGAUUUUGGGACUCGGAAAAAUUAAGUUGUUUAACUUAUUGUCAAAAUUUAAUAAAAUUCUUUAUUAAAAAAAAAAAA
This is a messenger RNA of Scophthalmus maximus (turbot), 3487 nucleotides long. It is a transcript of the gene plod2, whose product is annotated as procollagen-lysine, 2-oxoglutarate 5-dioxygenase 2. Bases 317 to 2587 code for a protein of 756 amino acids. The transcript has 20 exons. Gene Ontology annotation, cellular component: endoplasmic reticulum. Gene Ontology annotation, biological process: peptidyl-lysine hydroxylation. The record is from RefSeq and is a predicted model, not a curated record. Gene Ontology annotation, molecular function: L-ascorbic acid binding; procollagen-lysine 5-dioxygenase activity; iron ion binding. Lineage: Eukaryota; Metazoa; Chordata; Actinopteri; Pleuronectiformes; Scophthalmidae.